CAUAGUGCCGCCUGGCUUGCGGGCCAAUGCUAAAGAAGAUGAGUUUAGUUUAUGAUUUGUUUAGUUCAUGAUAAGUACGUGGUUAUUUAAGUUGAUUCCUUUAGUUCAGUCAGGAGAAAUAAGCCCGAAGAUGUUUGGGCAGCUUCCAGGAUGACAGCAUUACGCCGACUCUUUCAUCCCUUGUAAAUAUAUCCGCGGGUUGUCUCAGAAAGAUCACGCAGACGCAGACCAGUCCAUGGAGGGACACACCCCGGUGACGGAAAACCCGCAUGCUGAAUAUGGCCUCACAGAUAAUAUCCAGAGAAUAGUGGAGAAUGAGAAGGGUAGCGCAGCAGAGAAGAGCUCCAAGCAGAAGGUGGAUCUGCAGGCCCUCCCAACGCGAGCCUACCUGGACCAGACGGUCGUGCCCAUCCUCCUGCAGGGCCUGUCGGUGCUGGCUAAGGACAGACCACCCAACCCCAUCGAGUACCUAGCGGCGUUCCUCUUGAAAAACAAAGGCCAGUUCGAGGAGAGAAACUAGCUCCCAACUGAAACCUUAGUCUGUUGUGUACUGUACUUUUCUUUUUUUAUCAUAAUAAAGGCAUUGAGAGAUGA
Molecule: messenger RNA, 594 nt
Organism: Gadus macrocephalus (Pacific cod)
Lineage: Eukaryota; Metazoa; Chordata; Actinopteri; Gadiformes; Gadidae
Gene: dpy30
Product: dpy-30 histone methyltransferase complex regulatory subunit
Exons: 5
Coding region: 236-520 (94 amino acids)
Cellular component (GO): Set1C/COMPASS complex
Source: RefSeq, a predicted model, not a curated record